GUUAAACUAGAAAAUGAAAUGCCUGGAAAUGGCUCUUGUCUCAGUCACCACCGCAAAUUCCUCGAAGCAUAUUCUCUUACGCACUCUCUCUCGUUCUCACGCUUUCUCCUUCUCUCUCCACCGUCAAUUUCAACCACUCUCCUCUUCCUCCGCCGUGCUCCGCCGUCUUCCCCGGUGCCACGCCGCCUCCCCCGGUCCCCCACUCCCACCUUCCGAAAACGAUUCCAGCAGGCACCUUAAAGGAGCAGAUGUUGCUACAUCUUUAUCCAAAAUUCAAGAUAGAAUACAGAUCUUCUUUGCUGUUCUUUUCUGGAUGUCUCUAUUCUUUUGGGCUUCCGCCUGGGAUGGGAGGAAUAGACCAGACAAGGGAUCAAGAUUUAGAAGAUAAAAUAGAGCAAUGGACGAAUACGACAUAUUUUGUUGUUUUUCUUUUCUGACCGUAGCAGUAACACCAGACGGAAAUGGAGACGAAACAAGUUGUCACCUAUAGUGUCAAAGAUGAGUCAUUACUUGAAAACUUCAUCUUCAUUUUCGUAAAAAGCCUCGAAAUUUUCUUUGUAGUUUUCGUUGUUUGGAUUCUUUUGGAGUUGCUUCUCAGAGCUUUAGGAAAUGAUCUCACAGGUUCACAGCAGAUUUCACCCUCGCACUCUGUUUUUUGGUGUUUCUCUACUUACCGAUUACCGUAGUAGUUAUAUCAAAGUUCGCACAUUUCUGUUGCAGUAUAUGCUUCUCAUGAAUACCUACCUGAAAUGUCGAUGUUACAACAUUUUUUUACGCAAAUAUAAUCAAAAUGGGUCUAUGUUUUCUUCCGUUUCUUGUCUUGAAUAUGUUAAGUUGGUGGAAACGAAAAAAAAAAGACUGAAUUUAUUAAGGUUUUGAAAACUGUACCGAUUGCUAAAAGUAAUUUAAUGACACUAAAUUUUGACUCGACAAUGAUGGUUGUAUCGAAUAUACAAGUAAUCAAGUAAUAAUAACAUAAAAGCAAAAGGAACUAGCUUUCACUCCCAUAUUAAGUAAUGCAGUAUGAUAGUAUUAGUAACAAAUAAGUAUUUUACUAAUUAUAAGCGAGAAUCUCACGUCCCCUGUCCACAAAUGGCAACAAAGUAUGCCCAUGGUACCCAAAAGCAGGUGUUCAUAGAUGGUUGGUUGCAGUUGGGGAAGGUUAAGGCGAGAUGGCGAUGCUAAAGUAAUUGGUGUCCGUUCAACUUUUGCAACUUAGAGCAAAACAAAAAUGGCGACUUGGGUCCCCCCAAUUCGUGUCAUGCAAUCUACAGUCAAAACGUGCCCAUACUGCAUAGGUUGUAGUCUCCCACUUGCAUUUCACUGAUUGCUAACCGGGGAUUGGUCAUCAGAUUCCUCUAAGUAAUAAUGUCCAGCGUUAAUUGUUAUAUAAAGACUUGCUUGUUUCUUGCAUUCUAUUCCAUGUCUCUUCUUGAGAGAGUUCACUUCUCUCACUCUAAAAGUCUAAAUCACCUUGUUUUCAACUGUCUCUCUUUCCUUUUCUAGUCGAGUACUUUUCUUUCACUUUUCACUUAGCUGAUAGGUUUCAACUUGCACCAUCUUUUCAUUAGCAUUCUGUAUCAGUCCUCAUCCCACUGUAUGCAUUGCUAGCUCUCAUAUUACCCCAACUCCUUGAUUUUCUUUUUGUUUGAGUCGUAGAAGAUGUUACUUAGAAGCUCCUCGGCACCGAUUCUAACUUCAUUGUUACACUAUUCAAAGGAGUCCUCCUCCGAACCAGAACACAUUCUUAACCUUCCUAAAACAGCAUCAGCUUUAAGUCUAAGCCAAAACUUGGUGGAGAUAGACCUUAAAAAGUCAUCAAGUCCCAAGAGAAAAAAUCGUGUGCCACUUAGUAGUGUUCCUAAAAAUCAACAGAGUAAAAAGAUAAAAGAAAGAGAUGAAGGGAAAGAUCCACAACAAAAAACUUGCAUGAAAGCAAAAUCUUCAAUUCAAGAACUGUUUUCUAGUUUGGAUUUAGAUAAGGGACUCCUGGAUCAUGAAGAGCGUGGUUCGGGGAAGAAAGAUAGUUGGUUACAGACUUCAGUGAUGGGUGGUGGAAUGGGGAGUGAUGGUGGUUGGAUUUGUGGUGGUUGCAAUGGAAGUGGAAGAGGCUCAGGUGGUGGACAUGGAAAAAGGUGGGGUUUCCAUGAAGGAAAUGAUCAUGGUAGAGAUAGGACGGAAGCUUAUUACCAGAACAUGAUUGAAGCAAACCCCAGUGAUGCACUUUUGCUAGGAAAUUAUGCAAAGUUUUUGAAAGAGGUUUGUGACGAUUAUCCUAAAUCAAAAGAGUAUCUCGAAAGGGCGAUUUUGGCUAAUCCUGAUGAUGGUCAUAUUCUGUCCCUCUAUGCGGAGUUAAUAUGGCAAUUAGAGAAGGAUGCUAAUCGAGCUGAAGGAUAUUUUGAUCAAGCCAUUAAAAGUGCCCCAUAUGAUAGCUAUGUCCUAGCUUCAUAUGCUAAUUUCCUUUGGGAUGCCGAAGAAGACGAGGAAGAUAAAGACUGUAAAAAUAAAUCGAAUCACAGCCAUACAUAUCCAACUGAUCUCUUUCAUGGAGCUAACCAUCACAUUCAUUUAACUGCAGCCAUAGAAACCUCACCACUGUUUCUUAAGUGAAGGUGUGUGACUUGUAUGACAAAUGUAAGUAAAUAAUAGUCUUUUGUCAGCUAUUGUGAAUAGCAGCUUGGAUCAUACUAAGAGAAAGCAUCUUUAAUUUGGUGCCUCUUGUGCUGGUAAAAAGGCUUCCACCAUUGUAUCUUUUAAGAAUAAUGUUAGUUUUGUAUGCAGAGACUAAGGAGUAAAGAGCAACACUGUAUUAUAUACCUUUAAUAUAGUAUUAUUCUACUCUUAAUUUAAUUGCUUUAAGCAGUAAAA
Messenger RNA from Glycine soja, 2868 nucleotides. RefSeq lists its product as uncharacterized. Gene Ontology annotation, molecular function: protein binding. Lineage: Eukaryota; Viridiplantae; Streptophyta; Magnoliopsida; Fabales; Fabaceae. The record is from RefSeq and is a predicted model, not a curated record. Bases 1663 to 2610 code for a protein of 315 amino acids. The transcript has 5 exons.